This is a messenger RNA of Zea mays, 2407 nucleotides long. RefSeq names its product ABC transporter G family member 16. Gene Ontology annotation, cellular component: membrane. The record is from RefSeq and is a predicted model, not a curated record. The transcript has a single exon. Gene Ontology annotation, molecular function: ATP binding; ABC-type transporter activity; ATP hydrolysis activity. Lineage: Eukaryota; Viridiplantae; Streptophyta; Magnoliopsida; Poales; Poaceae. Bases 94 to 2238 code for a protein of 714 amino acids. Gene Ontology annotation, biological process: transmembrane transport.
CAACCGCAGCGACACGCCACCACCAGAGCGCGCCAACCUCGUGCUCGUGAACACACACACACACACACGCAGCUAGCCAACCGUCUAGCGCGGAUGGCCACCUCGGGCCACGCCGCCGUGGUGGUCGACAUCGACAUCGACGAGCCAGCCUCGUGCGGCGGCAACGCCGAUGCGGCGGGCACGCGACAGCUGCUCCCACCGGUUGUGCUCCCGCCGGUGACGUACGUGCUCCGUUUCACCGACCUGUCGUACAGUGUGAAGAAGCGCGGCGGCGGUCUGGGCUGCCUGCUGCCUCGGCGGCGGCCCAGCAACCGCCUGGCGUCCUCGGACGCGCCGGCGCCGGCGCCGUCCGACACCACCACCAAGACCCUUCUCGACGGCAUCUCCGGGGAGGCGCGGGACGGGGAGCUGCUGGCGGUCAUGGGCGCGAGCGGGUCGGGCAAGUCGACGCUGGUGGACGCCCUGGCGGGGAGGAUCGCGCGCGGCAGCCUCCGCGGCGGCGUCACGCUCAACGGGGAGCCGCUGCAGGGCCGGCGCCUGCGCGCCAUCUCCGCGCACGUGAUGCAGGACGACCUGCUGCACCCGAUGCUGACGGUGCGCGAGACGCUGCGGUUCGCCGCCGAGUUCCGCCUCCCGCGCGCGCUGCCCGCCGACCGCAAGCGCGCGCGCGUCGACGCGCUCGUCGACCAGCUCGGGCUGGCCCGCGCCGCCGACACCAUCAUCGGCGACGAGGCCCGCCGCGGGGUGUCGGGCGGGGAGCGCCGCCGCGUGUCCAUCGGCACCGACAUCAUCCACGACCCCAUCCUGCUGUUCCUCGACGAGCCCACGUCGGGCCUCGACUCCGCCAGCGCGUUCAUGGUGGUGCAGGUGCUCCGCCGCAUCGCGCGCAGCGGCAGCGUCGUCAUCAUGACCGUCCACCAGCCCAGCGCGCGCAUCCUCGGCAUCCUCGACCGCCUGCUCCUGCUCUCGCGCGGCCGCACCGUGUACGCCGGCACGCCCGCGGGGCUCAAACCUUUCUUCGCCGCCUUCGGCGCGCCUAUCCCGGACAACGAGAACCCGGCCGAGUUCGCGCUUGACACCAUCCGCGAGUACGAGAGCAGCCCCGGCGGCGCCGCCCCGCUCGCCGACUUCAACGUCAAGUGGCAGCGCGGCGGCGACGCGCCCGCCGAGGGCAAGCUCAUGCCACUGGAGCUCGCCAUCGCUGAGAGCGUGUCCCGCGGGAAGCUGGUGGCCGGGAGCGGUCGUCCCGGCGGUGGCGGUGGCGGCGGCGCGGCCACCGGGUCGUCGGUGCCGACGUUCGCCAACCCGCCGUGGACGGAGGUGUGGGUCCUCAUCAAGCGCUCCUUCACCAACACGGGGCGCAUGCCGGAGCUCUUCCUGAUGCGCCUCGGGACCAUCAUGGUCACGGGCUUCAUCCUGGCCACCAUCUUCUGGCGCCUCGACGACAGCCCCAAGGGCGUGCAGGAGCGGCUGGGCUUCUUCGCCAUGGCCAUGUCCACCACGUUCUACGUGUGCGCCGACGCGCUGCCGGUGUUCGUGCAGGAGCGCCACAUCUACCUCCGUGAGACCGCGCACAACGCCUACCGCCGCGCCUCCUACGUGCUGGCCAACGCCGUCGUCGCGUUCCCACCGCUGGUGCUCCUGUCGCUGGCGUUCGCGGUCACCACGUUCUGGGCGGUGGGGCUCGCGGGCGGCGGCCCCUCGUUCCUCUUCUUCGUGCUCAUCAUCCUCGCCUCCUUCUGGGCGGGCAGCGGCUUCGUCACCUUCCUCUCCGCGGUGGUGCCGCACGUCAUGCUGGGCUACACGGUGGUCGUCGCCAUCCUCGCCUACUUCCUCCUCUUCUCGGGCUUCUUCAUCAACCGCGACAGGAUCCCGGACUACUGGAUCUGGUUCCACUACUUGUCGCUGGUCAAGUACCCGUACCAGGCGGUGCUGCAGAACGAGUUCAGCGACGCCUCGCGCUGCUUCACGCGCGGCGUCGAGAUGUUCGAGGGCACGCCGAUAGCGCACAUGACGGAGGCCGUCAAGCUCAAGGUGAUGCAGGCCAUCAGCGACACCCUGGGCUCCAACCUCACGGCCAACACCUGCGUCACCACCGGCGCCGACGUGCUGGCGCAGCAGGCCGUCACGGACAUUGGAAAAUGGAACUGCCUGCUGGUGACCGUGGCGUGGGGCUUCUUCUUCAGGGCGCUCUUCUACGUCGUCUUGCUCGUUAGCAGCAAGAAUAAGAGGAAGUAAAUUAAUUAAUUAAUUAGCAGGUUGAUUAAACUUAUAUAAAAUAAUGCACGUGUGAUAUUGUGAUGUAGCUAGGGAUGAUGGAGCAAAUGCAUAACACCAGAUGUAAAUUUAUUGUUUUUGUUUUUUAAUAAGAAAUAUACACAUUGUUUGUCAUGUUUUGUUUUUUUAA